This is a messenger RNA of Physella acuta, 768 nucleotides long. Its product is annotated as involucrin-like. NCBI's taxonomy places the organism in Eukaryota, Metazoa, Mollusca, Gastropoda, Physidae. The record is from RefSeq and is a predicted model, not a curated record.
AUGUACUCAACUAAAGAAUGCUGUACACAACAGAGUCACAUGAACUCAGCUAAAGAUAGAUGUACACAACAGAGUCACCUGAACUCAGGUAAAGAUAGAUGUACACAACAGAGUCACAUGGGCUCAGCUAAACAUAGAUGUACACAACAGAGUCACAUGGGCUCAACUAUAGAUAGAUGUACCCAACAGAGUCACAUGAACUCAGCUAAAGAUAGCUGUACACAACAGAGUCACAUGAGAUCAACUAUAGAGAGCUGUACACAACAGAUUCACAUGGGCUCAACUAAAGAAAGCUAUACACAACUGAGUCACAUGGGCUCAACUAAAGAUAGCUGUACACAACAGAGUCACAUGGGAUCAACUAUAGAGAGCUGUACACAACAGAUUCCCAUGGGCUCAACUAAAGAUAGCUGUACACAACAGAGUCACAUGGGAUCUACUAUAGAGAGCUGUACACAACAGAGUCACAUGGGCUCAACUAAAGAUAGCUGUACACAACAGAGUCACAUGGGCUCAACUAAAGAGAGAUGUACACAACAGAGUCACAUGGGCUCAACUAAAGAUAGCUGUACACAACAAAUUCAGGCGGAAAAGUGUAGCAGCAACUUUUUGCUCAACACUGGAUACAGAGGAAUAAGUCAAGUUAUAAUUACAAUGAUAUUGCUCGACUACCUGGUAAAACAUGAACCAAAUAGCUUGAACUAUUUGACCAGCUUGUGGUAUCUUUCUUGUUGGUUGAAAGUUUGUGGUAUAUCUCUUGUUUGUUGA